CAUCCAUCCGAAGGCUAGAGUUAUCUCGUACCUCGCCCGCUGCUGCCUGCUCUGCUCCCCGAAGGCCGAAUCCGAUAGCCAGCGCCAACAAAACCCCUCUCCGCGCCCGCUCCCCACCGGUGACAGCGCGCCCAUGGCUGCCUUACUCCGAACGGCCGCGGCCCUCGUGCCCCCGCCCUCGUCGCCCCUGUCCGCACGGGAGCCGCGUGGGCGGUGCCUGCGGCUAGCCUGCUCCCGGCGCGCGCCGGUCCGACAGCUUCGGGCGUGGCCACUGCCGACUCCGCACGUCUUCGGUCGCUCUGGGGGCCGGUUCCGGCGCCUGAGCGUCACCGAGGCCGAGGAGGCCGCGCAGACGGCGGCGCAGGAGGAUCCAGAAACCGAAGUUACUGGAGAGAGUGCUGCAGAUGACAGUGCUGGAAGCACAGACGAAACUCCAUCUAUUAUUGUGACAACACUGCAAUCAUACAGAGUAGCUCUGAUUAAUGAUGAUGACGCAAAAGCUGCUGAGAUAGAAUCCUUUUUACUUUCUAUCGAGGAUGAGAAGAACUCUCUUUUGAACAAAAUCACUGCUCUAGAUGUGGAACUAGCAACUCAACGAGAACGUAUCUUGCGGAUUAGUGCUGAUUUUGACAAUUUCAGGAAAAGGACAGAAAAUGAGAAGCUUAACAUGAUGGAAAAUGUGCAAGGGGAACUUAUAGAGAGUUUUUUGCCUGUUCUCGAUAACUUUGAAAGAGCAAAAAUGCAAAUAAAGGUGGAAACAGAGGGAGAGGAGAAAAUAAACAAUAGCUAUCAGAGCAUUAAUAAGCAAUUCAUCGAGAUUCUUAAUUCAUUGGGUGUUGAAGAUGUUGAAACUGUUGGCAAACCAUUUGAUCCUAUGCUGCACGAGGCUAUUAUGAGAGAAGAAUCAUCGGAGUAUGAAGAGGGGAUCAUACUCCAGGAAUUCAGAAAAGGCUUCAAACUUGGGGAAAGACUACUUCGCCCAGCAAUGGUCAAGGUGUCUGCAGGGCCAGGCCCUGAAAAUUCUGGAGAUGAUGACCCUACAGUUGUUGAAGAUAGUGUGGCACCUCAAAAGGUUGAGGAUGUUGAAGAAGACGGUUUUGAUGACGGCGAUGCAGAAUAGGUGGCUGGAGCUUCAGCUGUGAAUCAACAAGAACAGGUCCAGAAAUUUUGAUGUUUUUCUGGAGCGUGCCAAGCAGGUAAUAGGAUAGUGCCAAUUCGUUCAAGCUAGAGUUAGGUCCCCAAAUGUGCUGUUCUUUACUGCUACUGACAUGGGGGUGUUGGUAUUGCGACAAAUUUGUGUUUCUACCCGCCGUGGUCAACUUUUUGUUCUUACGAAGGGGAAUUUUCGUGGUUCAUACAUGAAAAAAAAAAUGAUAUUUGUAAGGACUAAAUUGGCUCAGUUUGCUAUUGAUAAUCAAUAUAUGAAUUCCAUUGUUUGU
Zea mays is the source of this 1439-nucleotide messenger RNA. RefSeq lists its product as uncharacterized. The coding region runs from base 134 to 1120 and encodes 328 amino acids. The record is from RefSeq and is marked provisional. Gene Ontology annotation, cellular component: chloroplast. Gene Ontology annotation, molecular function: adenyl-nucleotide exchange factor activity; protein homodimerization activity; protein-folding chaperone binding. Gene Ontology annotation, biological process: protein folding. The transcript has 3 exons. NCBI's taxonomy places the organism in Eukaryota, Viridiplantae, Streptophyta, Magnoliopsida, Poales, Poaceae.